Molecule: messenger RNA, 489 nt
Organism: Aspergillus aculeatinus CBS 121060
Lineage: Eukaryota; Fungi; Ascomycota; Eurotiomycetes; Eurotiales; Aspergillaceae
Product: MARVEL domain-containing protein
Exons: 5
Coding region: 1-489 (162 amino acids)
Cellular component (GO): membrane
Source: RefSeq, a predicted model, not a curated record
AUGCCCGUCAUCUCACGUCUCAUUUCCAUAGUCUUCCGUGUGGUGGAAGUCAUUUGCGCUGCAGUGGUUGCCGGUAUCAUCGGACACUACCUGCACCAGUAUGAUGGCGAUGCCUGGCCGGUCGCCAGAUGGAUCUAUACCGAAGUCAUAGCCGGCUUGUCGAUACUGCUGGGCCUGAUAUGGCUGAUCCCGUUCUCAUCGGGCUUCUUCUCGUGGCCGUUCGAUGUCAUCAUCUCCUUCGCCUGGUUCGCUGCGUUCGGAAUACUGGUCGAUGCAAUUCACAAGCUGAACUGUGGAUCUAUCUGGUACUGGGGCGGCAUCAUCCACAACAACUCGUGUGGCCGGUGGAAGGCGGCCGAAGCGUUCAGUUUCAUCUCUGCCAUCGUAUGGCUGGCCUCGGCGCUCCUGGGCAUCUGGUUUACCUUCCGUGUCCGCGACUCGUCUGCUCCCCGACACAGCCGUCGCCGCUUUGGCCGCUCUGCUGUCUAG